Messenger RNA from Salmo salar (Atlantic salmon), 1975 nucleotides. The record is from RefSeq and is a predicted model, not a curated record. NCBI's taxonomy places the organism in Eukaryota, Metazoa, Chordata, Actinopteri, Salmoniformes, Salmonidae.
AUAUUGAACUGCUGACGUAGGCAGCUAUCUCCAACGGAUGAUAUGAAAAAGCCCAGGAAUCCCCUGGACAUAAUCAUCAGUGACUCUGAGAGAUAAUGUUUCUGUGGGUGUUAAACGUGGUGGUAGUUCUAUUGUGACCCUGAUUAACAUAAUGAAGAUGCUCUGGUAUCUGACCACGCAAUGGGGGCUGACGGGUUUCAGCACCACCAGUGUGGACGGCGACACCCCCUCUGAAUCAACGGUGUGAUUUUGUGGGCUCAUGGCAGGCUAACAGAGAAAUACAUUUACAGUUGUUGUACAUUUUUAAAUUGUACAAUUGCUGGCAUUUUUAUGAUUGAUUGCAGCUCAUUUGAUAGUUUAUAUAAACUUAGUAGUAAAAAAAAGUGUUUCCUUCCACUGGGCUCUUUUUAGAAUGACUGUUUUGGAUGAAGUCUGUGAGCAAUACAAUAUUUUAUUUUCCAUCCUGGUUUACACCUUUACACAUUCUGAGUCAUAGGCUUACCUCUUGGCUGCCCAUAGGAUGUUGUACAUCAAUAUGAACAGUAUAUCAUUGCACGGGCUAAUGGUACUCUCUCUGUGUGCUGUAAGUUAGAGCGCGUGGGUAGUGUGACUGCUGUGGCUUUAAGAGGUCUGUACUGUUGGCCCCUCAUUGGGUGUUAGAGAUGUACGCUGUGCACCAAUAGUGUGCAGAACUGUACAAAGAGAUCUACUCUCUCCCCCCAGCCUCAGCACAGUAACCCUUACACUACUCUGAGCUGGAGGAGAGAGAGAGAUGUGCUUACACAGAUGGAAGGAUAAUGUCAUCUAAACAUCAGUUUCUAUAUCAAAACUAAUGGAAGAUGCUAAAUGGAAUAUACAUUCUGGAGAUGUGUUUUGAUAUGAAACUCUUUGUUCUGGACAGUAUUUAAGUGGGAAUUGUGUUAUAACGGAUCAGGGAUGACAAAGAGAAUGGGAUACCGAGACUGGGGAUGGCUGGCUCUUUGGUGGCAUCAUUUCUUUCUCUUGUGGAGUACAAUAGACGGACAGACUCGCUACACCAUCCCGGAGGAACUGAAACAGGGCUCUGUGGUAGGAAAUCUAGCCAAAGAUCUGGGGUUGGGACUAUCUGAGAUAUUUGACCGUAAACUGCGUGUCGCUUCUGAGGCUGGAAAGCAGUACUUCAGUGUGGAUGCAGGGAAGGGCGAGCUGGUCGUCAAUGAGAGAAUAGACAGAGAGACUUUAUGUGGACAAAGCGCCAGCUGCGUUUUACCUCUGCAGGUUGUCAUUGAGAACCCGUUACAGUUGUAUCGUGUUGAGGUAGAAAUACAAGAUAUGAAUGACAACUCCCCUAGUUUUCCUUCAAAACAACAUACAUUAGAGAUUGCAGAAUCUACUGCGGCAGGUGUACGUUUUCCAUUAGAAAGCGCACAAGACCCAGAUGUUGGAAGUAAUUCUCUUAAAUCAUAUACUCUUAGUAAAGACGAAUGUUUUACUUUAAAAUUAAAAGAAAUCACUGGUGGAAGAAAAGUGCCAGAACUGGUUUUGGCUAAACCUCUGGACAGAGAGAAAAAAGUUGUCCAUCAGCUAUUAUUGACAGCGCUUGAUGGGGGCAAUCCCAUAAGAUCCGGAACGGCACAAAUAACCAUUACAGUGCUUGAUAAUAAUGACAAUAUUCCCGUUUUUGAAAAAACUGUGUAUAAAUGUUUAUGUAAGUGAAAGUAGCGGGAAGGGUACUUUAAUACUACAACCUAAAGCGACAGACAUCGACGAGGGCCAAAAUGGGGAGGUAGAGUAUUCGUUCGGUGUGCACACACCAGAUUCCGUGCUGUCUGUAUUUGAGAUUGAUCCUGUGACCGGGAAAUUGUUUUUAAAGGGGGAAUUAGAUUUCGAGAGUGCUGUACAUUUUGAAAUUGACAUCAGCGCGAAAGACAAAGGCACCCCUAAAAUGGAGGGACAUUGUAGUGUGCAGGUAGAAGUCGUAGACGUUAAUGACAAC